Molecule: messenger RNA, 359 nt
Organism: Striga asiatica
Lineage: Eukaryota; Viridiplantae; Streptophyta; Magnoliopsida; Lamiales; Orobanchaceae
Source: the annotation of a GenBank genome assembly
CCUUUAGUGAAAUGAGAAGCCUUCGUCCUCCAUUCUUAGGUUGUAAGCGGAGUGAUUUGGUGUAUCUUCCUGUUCUCGACAGAGAGGGUUCACUUGUUCCUCCCAUUACCUACGAUUUGCUCAGCCAGAUUGAGGAGGACGAGUUGUUGCAUACGCUUGUGAAUGAGACGGUGCAGUACAAUCAAGAGGAUUGUCAAGCAGAAUCUACUAAUGGGGAGUGGCUCAUGCCGGUAAUUGUGAGGAUUACAAUCGUCUCGUGCAUUAUUCCAGUCAUGAUUCUACCUGAUUCCUUCCUUGUCUGCCUUUUGCUGAAUGAAGAUGAAGAAAUGAUCCUAUGGUUUUUGUUUAUUUCGCUUUAA